AACAUGCAAACUUUCAAACUCCCUCAUAGAUUGCAGGAGUGCAGCACUGACAGGCUUGGAGUACGAGCAAGCGGACGAGGCGCCAGUCGACAGGUGAACAAGGCAACAGAACAUCCAGCAUGGUGGGAAGGAGACGUGGCUCCAGAGCCAACAGCGGACCACACCAGCCCCAACAGCAACGCAGUGGGGGACCCCGCAAGACUCUGAGGGAGCCAGCAUUAUUUGCCAAGAAAACAGGAUAUGAGUCAGAAGUUCCUCAUGAAAAGAUGACCAUCGCCCAGGCCAAGAGAGGCACGCCAGGUCAGUCUUCAUUACAGGUCUCCACAGGCCAGACCAAUCACAGACCAGUCAGACUGAUCAUAGGUCAGUUUCACCACCAGUUUUAUCAAUCCUCACUGGGAAUAUUGAAGGAUGGACAGCGGAAGAGAAGAGAUAAGGGCCAGUCAAGAGAGAGUCAGAGGGAUGUGAACGUGAGAGGUGAGAAGAGGAGAACGCAGCGAGACAUCGAUACAGUUAUUGUUUUUGCUUUUCUUGUAGCAAUCCGGCCGGUGCGAGUCUAUGCCGAUGGGAUCUUUGACCUCUUCCACUCUGGACACGCKCGUGCUCUGAUGCAAGCAAAGAACUUGUUCCCCAACACACAUCUCAUAGUGGGAGUCUGCAGUGAUGAACUCACACACAAGUAUAAGGGCUACACGGUGAUGACAGAGUCGGAGCGCUACGAAGCCCUGAUACACUGUCGCUAUGUGGAUGAGGUGGUACGGGACGCUCCCUGGACCCUCAGCCCUGACUUCCUGAAGAAACACAAGAUUGACUUUGUGGCCCAUGACGAUAUCCCAUACACCUCUGCAGGAUCAGAGGAUGUCUACAAACACAUCAAGGAAGCAGGGAUGUUUGUGGCCACACAGAGGACAGACGGCAUCUCUACAUCCGACCUCAUCACCAGGAUAGUGAGAGACUAUGAUCUUUAUGUCCGACGCAACCUGCAGAGAGGCUACACAGCCAGAGACCUCAACGUUAGCUUCAUCAGGGAGAAGAAAAUCCGUCUGCAGAACCAGGUGGAUCGUAUGAAGGAGACGGUGAAGACAGUGGAGGAGAAGUCCAAGCACUUUGUGUUCAAGGUGGAGGAGAAGAGCCAUGACCUCAUCCAGAAGUGGGAGGAGAAGUCACGGGAGUUCAUUGGGAAUUUCCUGGAGUUGUUUGGUCCAGAUGGAGCGUGGCAUGUGAUCCAGGAGCAGAGUGGGCGCAUGCUCCAGGCCCUGUCACCCUACGCGUCACCCGUUGCCUCGCCCCGUGGCUCCCCCAGUAGCAGCCCCACCAGAGGGCGCUCCCCAUCGCCCCCCUCCUCUCCCACAUCCCCUUCCUCCCGAUCCCCUCGUUCCCCUCAUUCCUCUUCCACCUCCCCUUGUAAGGGUGCCUCUGCCCGUCCCUUAACCUCCCUCAGCAGCACGAGUGAGGGGGAUGACGAGUAGAGAUGGCACUGUCAUUCCCAAACAAACACAAACACUCAGUGUACACAGUUACUUUGUGCACUUCGUGUAUGUAAGAUGUCRCCCACAGUUUACCAUAUUUGUGUUAUUUGAUUGUGUAUGUUGUUAAGGUAACUGAAUGCACUGUGGCAUCUCAAUCAGUGACUCACUCCAUUCUCACUUCUAAUUCCUGUACCACACAAAAACAUAAAAAUAAUACCACUUUCACUGUC
Molecule: messenger RNA, 1699 nt
Organism: Salvelinus sp. IW2-2015
Lineage: Eukaryota; Metazoa; Chordata; Actinopteri; Salmoniformes; Salmonidae
Product: choline-phosphate cytidylyltransferase B
Biological process (GO): CDP-choline pathway
Molecular function (GO): choline-phosphate cytidylyltransferase activity; phosphatidylcholine binding
Source: RefSeq, a predicted model, not a curated record